Messenger RNA from Thelazia callipaeda (thelaziosis nematode), 1038 nucleotides. NCBI's taxonomy places the organism in Eukaryota, Metazoa, Nematoda, Chromadorea, Rhabditida, Thelaziidae. The record is from the annotation of a GenBank genome assembly.
AUGUUCCAGGACGAAAAUAUAGUAGUAGACUUGGUAAACGGAGAAACGUUUCUGAUUGAUUUUGGAGCUGCAACACCGCUUAAGAAAAGUUACUACACUGAUUUCCAAGGAACUCGUUUAUAUUGUCCACCUGAAUGGUUUUUACAUUCAAUGUAUUUGGGCCAAGAAGCAACAGUUUGGUCGUUGGGUGUUUUACUGUAUAAUAUGCUCAAUGGAAAGUUACCAUUUCGUGACGAAAAAGAGAUCUGUACAUCGCAUUUACUAGGACCUUUGCCUUUUUGUACAAAAGUCAGCAAAAGUGCUAUGGAUCUGAUCAGUAAAUGUUUACGAUUCGAACCAAGCCAGCGAUGUACAUUAAAAGCACUGCUCAAUCAUCCAUGGAUGCAUAUUCCUUGUAUUGAAUGGAGUAUUUUAACAGCCAAUACUUAUCAGCAUACAUCGGAUGAUCUGCAUUUUGAUGCUAGCAAUAAGGUUACUAAUCAUGCCAUGAAUCAUGUUGUGGGAAUGAAGCCGGAACCGAGUUAUGCGGAAUCUGGCGUGGGAAGUGCAUCUACUUGCACGCCAUCCACGUCAUCAUCAUAUAUAGUGCGUCAUCGUCAUCCAGACGUGAUGGUAACCAUGGGACAGGUACCAUUUUCUCCUCGAAGUAGUCAAAUCCAUCAAUAUCGAAAUCGAAGUCGACCCCACCACUGGAAAACUCGUUUGAUCAGUAAUUCAUUUUUAUCUCUAAAUGCUCGAGAAUUAUUGCAAAAGGCUCGAUUAAUGGAAAACAAAAAUAUUCCGUCUACUCGAAUGGGCAAACUACGAUCUGCAAGUCAUCACGAUUUGCAAAAUUGUCCCAUAUCCAUCCCACACUCGACCUAUUUAAGCGUUAAGCAAGAUAAGAAAGUGGAUUGCCUUGCAACCCCAAUUAAAUACACAAAGCAUAUAUCAAGUUCACAACAGAAAUCAGGGCUGUUCUCACGCAGCGCACUGCUUUCGAAAACCAAUAGACGUGAGAGUUUUUACGGAAGAAUAGAUAGAAUACCGGUCUUUUGA